This is a messenger RNA of Sporothrix schenckii 1099-18, 3726 nucleotides long. RefSeq names its product SIT4-associating protein SAP190. Bases 1 to 3726 code for a protein of 1241 amino acids. Gene Ontology annotation, molecular function: protein phosphatase binding; protein phosphatase regulator activity. Gene Ontology annotation, cellular component: cytosol; nucleus. The transcript is spliced from 4 exons. NCBI's taxonomy places the organism in Eukaryota, Fungi, Ascomycota, Sordariomycetes, Ophiostomatales, Ophiostomataceae. The record is from RefSeq and is a predicted model, not a curated record.
AUGUUCUGGAAAUUUGGCGGCUACGCCAAUAUAUCCCCUAUUGAUGCUAUUCUCGACCGCCCCGACUUCACACUAGAGGAGCUGCUCGACGAGGGUGACCUGCUGGGUGAUGUCAAGGCCCAUAAUAACAAGCUGCUCGAGUUUCUUCGCCAGAAAGACAUCGUUCUGAAGCUGCUUGCGUACGUUGUCGCGCCCAAGGCCGAGCCGGUCGCCGGCCCUCCAACGACCGAGGAGACAGAGAGAACAGACAGCGCGGAAGGGGAGCUGCCAUCGGAGCCGCCUGAAGAGGACAUUGAGCGCGGCCGGUCACGCAUCUUUGGCCGGUCGCGUGCUUCUUCCUCGGUCACCGAUGGCGGGCUGGAUGAGGAGGACGAGGCCGAGAAGAAGCGCAUGCGGUAUGCCUUUGUCUCCUGCGAGAUUCUGGCGUCCGACAACUGGUCCAUCUGCGACACGCUUCUGGACCCCGCCAACCGCGCCGAGCUGAACAAGUUCUGGGAGUUCCUCAAGCGUCCUUCUCCGCUGGAUCCCCUGCAGGCGAGUUACUUCACCAAGGUCAACGAGUCGCUGUUCGACAAGAAGGUCGAGGAUAUGGUCAACUUCCUCAAGGGCGUCGACGGCGCAGUUCAGGAUAUGCUGCGCCAUGUCGACUGUCCCAUGGUCAUGGACCUGUUACUGAAGAUCAUCACGCUCGACCGCCCCGAAGCCUAUCAAGGCAUUGUUGAGUGGCUCUACACGCAAGACAUUAUGCCGACCCUCCUCGCCUUCCUCAGCCCCGAAAACAGCUGGGCAACGCAGACGUCUGCAGGCGAUUUCAUCAAGGCCAUUAUCACUGUGUCGGCCAAUGCGACCCAGCACGAGCAAACGUGCAUCGGUCCCAACGAACUCACCCGCCAACUGGUCUCUCACCCCUGCAUCGAUGAACUCAUCGGCUACAUGCUCAAGGGCGGCAACGCUCUUACCGUCGGCGUGGGUAUCGUCAUUGAGGUUAUCAGGAAAAAUAACUCUGACUACGACCCGGAUGUGGGCACCGAAGCCAACUCCAUCCCGUCUAGUCGCGACCCCAUCUACCUCGGCACCCUGCUGCGCAUGUUUGCCCAGAACGUACCCAACUUCAUGCAGCUGAUGAACAACGCGCCCGCCCAAAAGUCUCGACUCAACUCGACGUUUGGCGAGAAGAUUGAGCCACUGGGCUUUGACCGCUUUAAAACUUGUGAGCUCAUGGCUGAGCUGCUCCACUGCAGCAACAUGGGCCUUCUCAACGAGGUCGGCUCCGAAGAACUGAUUGCUGCCCGCGACGCCCAGCGCAAGCGCCUACGCGAAGAGGGCAAGCUCACUGGCACCCGCGGCGAAGAAGCGAAUCCCUCCAACACCGACCUCCUGACCAUGAGCCUGGCGCACACCUCCCCAACCGACGAGGGCCGCCGCCUGGAAGUCACCAACGUUUCGGCCGCUGAUGAGGAUGGAUUUGAGGAAGUGACGCAUGCAGCCGGUCUUGGCGAGGACGAACCCGUCCGAGAACUGGAGCUGCCCAGCCGACCUGCACCGGCGUCUGGCUCUUCAGCAUCGCCGUCGUUUAUGGAUAAGGACGAGGACGACUUUGUUGAGGAGCCCCUCAGCUCGCCGCGCCUCAAGACAAACGACGAGAAGAUCGCAAGCAGCGACGACCAGCACUUUGACGACCCAGAGCUGCUUGUUGCUCCCCUCUCACCGAGCAAGCGGAAGAGCGUCCCAGUCGAGGGUUCAACAUCAGGCAGCCUUGUGCCCGUCCCCCCCAAGGAUGACCCUGCCGAAGGCUCCGACGACUUUGUCACCGAAGCCACCGAGCCCGCUCUUGGCGACGAGGCCAAGAGAAUGGUGCCCGACCUCGAGAAGGGCGACGACUCCGACUCGUCCAUUAUGUUCACACCGACUAUUUCUAGCUUAUCGUCCCGCCGUUCACCUAGCCCGACUACUGAGCGGACCGUCGCACCGACCGACGAGGUCAUGGCGAACACUCCUGAGACGCCCAGUAUAAAGACCGAAGAGAACACCGAAGGCAGAGCCGAAUCUGGUACUCCGACAACGACACCACCUACCGAGACCCCGGCGAUUUUUGCCCACGAGAUCCCUACAGAACCGAAGCAGGUGCAAGACGAGAAGGAGGACGCCAAGGAUGCUGCAAGCAACGGAGAUGCGGAGAUGGGGUUUGGUGACGCAUCGAUUAUCGUCACGCAGCAGCCCUCCGAGGCUGGUGCAGCUGCCGAGUCUGCUCCCGGUGCUCCCGUUUCCGACCCAGUUGUCGGCGACUUCUUGAAGAUGCAGUUUGUCGACCACCGCGUCGUGCCGACAAUUUUGUCCUUCUUUUUCUCCUAUCCCUGGAACAACUUUUUGCACAACGUCGUGUAUGACGUUGUACAGCAGGUGUUCAACGGUCCUAUGGACCGGGGCUUCAACCCCCACCUGGCCAUCUCCCUGUUCGAGUCGGCCGACAUUACGACGCAGAUCGUCAACGGCCAGCUGGUCUCCGAGCAGUCCCAGGCUGCCACGCGCAUGCGCAUGGGCUACAUGGGCCACCUGACCCUCAUCGCCGAGGAGGUCGUCAAGUUCACCGAGCGCCACCCGGCUGAGCUUUUGUCCGAGACGGUCGUCUCGAAAAUCAUGUCGCCCGACUGGACCAACUACAUUGACGGCACGCUUACUGAAACGCGCGAACGCGAUAAUGCCACACUGGGCGGUGUGCGACCUGAAGUAGCUAUGGGCAACCAUGCCGCGGCUGCUGGACUUGCUGCUGUGGGCCUGUCGGGCCUGGGCUCGUCACUCACAUCCCUCGGCCUCUCCAACUCCCAGGGCACAUCCAAUGCUCUGGCGGAGGCGGGCCUGAAUGGCAGCCUGGACCUGAACAGCGACAGCAUGGAUCUUCAGGGCAGCAACGAUGGCCACUUCUCCAUCAGCGCCGGCAUCUCCUCGGGCUUCCACAGCUCGAGCGACGAAGAGGAUGACGACGCGGACGACAACGACGAAGACAUCAACAAUGAGGUUAGUAUAAGUGAUUCCCCCCUCCAAGCAUACCGCGGCGUCCGCCUUGUCCAGGAAGGUGAACGUCGUGUCCUUGAGUGUGAAGACUGCAUCAAUGAAAUCCGACGUGGAACGAAACCAUUUGACGAGUAUUGCCACCACACGUUGGACGGCGUUACCGAUGGGGAUGCCAAUGGGGAGGCCAAUGCCGACUGCGACCCCGACCCCAACGAGGACCUGAGCAUGGAAGACUAUACCAACGACGACAAUACCCCAGCACCAAAUGCCGCUGAGGAGAGCACAAAUGACGGAUGUGACCACGGAGACGGAGACCAAGACCAUGGCUACGACCACAGAGACCAAGCCGAUGGGGAUGUGAACAUGGAGGAUAAGGACGAGAACGGAGGGGAGACCAACGAACCAAGUGGUGCCGCGCUCCAAGAACUGUUUUCGGACCCAGCGCCCAUUGGACUGCGAUUUAAUGGAACCGGCGACAUCCGUGAGCCCGCAACCGGAGACGCAUUCUGCCAGAGCACACGUGGUCGGAACGACCGAGAUGACGAAUGCGAGAACGGUGUGAGCGGAGUCGAAACCAUCGAUAGAACCGACUACGACAACUUGCCACAGGCCGCCUACCAUAGCAGGGGAGAUUUCCAACAGCGGGCCCAGAAUGCCACGGACCUCGUAUUGAGACUGCGGAGGACGGUUGCGCAGCGGUUUCGCCGGGGGUAA